CUAAGCAAACAGUCGAGCCAAGCCGGCGGCCGUGCGAGGCAAUCCUCUUUAAAAUUCAAAUCCACUCGAGUGGGCCAACGAGGCGGCGUACGCGUAAUUACUGUCAGCAGCUGGCCAUUUACCCCAGACACGGUUCGUCCCUGUUCGUCGCUGUCCUGUACCGUCCCUUCGUCGGUGACCCACUUCUUGAGGUCUGGCUCUAAAGUUUAUUUAUCGCCCUGCCCCUCGCUGGUGUGUCAACACACUCGCGUGUCUUCUGGCCAGGCCAACAGCCGACUCUGUCCAGCCAGUGGCCACAUACCAGCCGGUAGUAGGCAGAGCGACAACCUCGCAUGACUCAUCGGUCUAAGCGGUCUAAGCCGGGUCUACGUUCAAGCGGCUUACUCGCGUCAUCGCCUUGUCUGUUGCCCACUCACCACCACCACCAAUCGCCGUCGAAUCGCAUCGAAUCCAUCCAAUAGAGUCCGUCCCCCGACUGAUCUCGACUAUAUUUGGCUAUGUCGUCAAACGGUUCCGGAGAGGUUCCGCUGCGACCCUCAAAGCUGGGCGAUAUGCGGAUGCGCUUUCAGAAGGCGGAGGAGGAGCGUCGCCGAAACCUAUUGACGGGUAGGCCUGGUGGCAAUGGUCUAGCUACUGCUGCCCCAAGCGCUGUUUCGUCUCGGCUCGUAGGCAACGGCAAAGUGCGCCAAAUGUUCGAUGAACGGCGUCGCGGCGCUGGAAUCGAUCGAAGUAAUCCACUCAAGCCGAUUGGCGGUGGUGCCACCACACCGCCAGCGCAGCCCGCGCGCACCCAACCGACGGUUCAACGGCUGAUCAAAGAUGUCUCCGCCAUGAGCCUAAAGGACAAGCCAGUCUUCAACAGACGCUUGACCAGUGAUAGCAACAACAACAGCAACAAAUACAAUCCGGCGGGAACUGUGAGUCGCUUAAAGCCUGUGAUUACGAGAAAAACGCCACCGCGUGAAGUGGAGGCAGCCAGUCGCUCCAUUGCCACCACUCCGCGCAGUCCCAUGCCAAAGGCAACGGCCAGAGCAAAGGCCCCGUCCAGUCGGGAGACAGCGGCAGCAAGUAGUCGCCAGUCGCCUCCACUGAUCCGAAAGGCCGUAGCAAAAUCUCCAGUCCCCAAGAAAACAAUGAGUCAGCCGCCUCCUGAGGGUACGUCCCCGUGCCGAUACUGCGGUCGCCACUUCAACACGGAUCGAUUGGGCAAGCACGAGGAUGUCUGCCAGCGCACCAUGACCACCAAGCGCAAGAUUUUCGAUGCCUCCAAGCAGCGUGUGGGCGGCACUGAGGCGGAGAAGUUUACCAACAAGAAGGGCAAUAAGGCGGCUCGCUCACAGUCGUCGUACAGCAGUGCCGCCCAAGUGAAGGGCCUGGUUACGGGCGUAAAGAAAAGCAACUGGCGGAAGAAGCACGAGGAGUUCAUACAGACGAUACGAUCUGCGAAGCAGGCACAGGCGCAUGUGGCCCGCGGCGGCAAGCUGAGCGAUCUACCGCCGCCGCCGCCGUCGGAGAAUCCCGACUAUAUUCAGUGUCCUCACUGCGGCAGACGCUUCAACCAAACGGCUGCGGAGCGGCAUAUACCAAAAUGUGCCACCAUGAUACACAACAAACCGCGUCAGAACGGACCCGUUCCCAUGAAGAAGCGCUGACCCAGAGGUGGGUUCGACUAUGAACAUGCCCAGACGUUUACUUGUGAUAAAGCAAUUUUUGAUGAAUGAAACAAUGCUGAACUUAUCUUUAA
Messenger RNA from Drosophila obscura, 1744 nucleotides. RefSeq names its product zinc finger C2HC domain-containing protein 1C. The transcript has 5 exons. The coding region runs from base 498 to 1652 and encodes 384 amino acids. The record is from RefSeq and is a predicted model, not a curated record. NCBI's taxonomy places the organism in Eukaryota, Metazoa, Arthropoda, Insecta, Diptera, Drosophilidae.